Molecule: messenger RNA, 1092 nt
Organism: Entrophospora sp. SA101
Lineage: Eukaryota; Fungi; Glomeromycota; Glomeromycetes; Entrophosporales; Entrophosporaceae
Source: the annotation of a GenBank genome assembly
AUGUUGAACGCCGAAGAAGUAAACAAAAUUAAAGAAGAUUUAAAAGUAGUACUUGAUAAAGAAGAAGAAGAUGAUGCUUUAGAAAUUAUGAAUAGACUUGAUAAAGAAUUAGUUUAUAAUAAAGAACUCCUAAAGUACGAAGAAGAAAAGGGAAAAAAUCAACCAAAAAUUAACAAUGACAAUAAAAGCGCUGUCAGUUCACAUACAAACAAUAAAUCUAUCAAUAAUAAAAAAUUAUUGAAGAGAAGCCAUUCAGAGCAUGAAUCGACAGGCUCUCCAACUGAUACUACGCCAUCUCCUACUAAUAGUUCCUCUAACACAGCUGAAAUCAAAAUCUUAAAAAAAGCUAGAACUGCUGUAACCAAUUUAUCAUCAAAAAAUAAAGACAAUGUAGUAACUACUAAUAAAAUCAUAACUAAAACCACAACUACCGUUGUUACAAAACAAACAAAAAGAAAUAUAUCACAAUCGGAAUCAUCCGGCUCACCUGUUGAUUCUCCAACUAGUACUACUGAUGAUACCAAUUUCAUAAAGAAAGCAAGAAAUAAUACAAUAAGAUCCACACCAACUAAAACUAGUUCUACUGAUACAUCGCCGCCACUUUCCACCACCGCAAACGAAGAACGAAAAUUUGAAAUUGAAAUUGAUAGUUAUGAAGGCUCUGGCGAUAAAACUAGAAAUACAUGUGUAGGAUUAUUGUAUAAUGCCAUGGCAUUCGAUUCUACGGCAUCUUCAGAAGUUCUCCUAAGCAGAUCCGAACGAAUUGAAUCCAUUGUACUAAAGCAAAAUAAUGGAAAUCCAGCUAAAGAAUAUCGUGAUAAACUCAGAGGAUUGAUACUUAAUUUAAAAGCUAAAAAUAACCCAAAGCUCAGGCACGGGGUAGUUGAUGGUACUAUCACAGUGGAGCGUUUUUGCACAAUGUCAAAGGAAGAAAUGGCAUCUGAAGAAAUGCGAGCCCGUGAUAGAGCCAUUCAAAACAACAAUCAUUUAAAAGCUCGUGGUGCUGCACCACCUAAAUCUGAAACAAACAUGUUCAGAUGUGGUAAAUGCGGAAAAAGAGAAACAACUUACUAUCAGAUGCAGUUUUGUUAG